AUGAUUUUAUCUAAAAGACCAAAAUUCAACAAAUGGAAACAAAAUGCCAUCACCAUAGCUGCUGGAAAUGGACAAGGACAACAAUUAAAUCAACUCAGUCGUCCUGCUGGAAUCUUUAUUGAUAAAAAUAAAAAUAUUUUCAUUGCUGAUUUUUGUAAUCAUCGUAUUGUUGAAUGGAAAUGCAAUGCAAAAAAAGGACAAAUCAUCGCAGGUGGAAUUGGACAAGGAAAUCGAAUGGAUCAAUUGAAUCAUCCAACUGAUGUGAUUGUUGAUCAACAAAAUCAUUCCAUCAUGGUUGCUGAUCAAGGGAACAGACGAGUGAUUCAAUGGUUAAAUCAAAAUCAACAAAUUCUCAUCCGCAAUAUUGACUGUCAUGGCUUGGCAAUGGAUAAACAUGGAUUUCUUUAUGUUUCUGAUUAUGUGAAAAAUGAAGUGAGACGAUGGAAAAUGGGAGAAUAUAACAAUGAAGGAACUAUAGUGGCUGGUGGAAAUAGAAGAGGAGAUCAACCCAAUCAAUUAAAUACUCCUAGUUUUAUCUUUGUUGAUGAAGAUCAAUCUAUUUAUGUAUCAGAUAGGAAGAAUGAUCGUGUGACGAAAUGGAGAAAGGAUGCAAAAGAAGGAAUAGUUGUAGCUGGAGGAAAUGGUCAAGGUGAGAAUCUCAAUCAAUUGUUUUAUCCUCGAGGAGUGAUUGUUGAUGAUUUGGGUCAAAUCUAUGUAGCAGAUCGGAGAAAUCAACGAGUAAUGCGUUGGUGUGAAGGGAAAGACGAAGGUGAAAUUGUUGUUGGUGGAUUUGGCCAAGAAAAUCAAUUGAAUAGUCCUAAUUGUUUAUCUUUUGAUGCUGAAGGAAAUCUUUAUGUUACUGAUCGUUGGAAUAAUCGAAUUCAAAAAUUUGAAAUAAUAUUGUGA
Messenger RNA from Adineta steineri, 906 nucleotides. Lineage: Eukaryota; Metazoa; Rotifera; Eurotatoria; Adinetida; Adinetidae. The record is from the annotation of a GenBank genome assembly.